Molecule: messenger RNA, 1895 nt
Organism: Morone saxatilis (striped sea-bass)
Lineage: Eukaryota; Metazoa; Chordata; Actinopteri; Moronidae
Exons: 2
Source: RefSeq, a predicted model, not a curated record
AGGAGGAACAAGCUAAACUGCAGAAACGAAAACGCAGAGCUACAACAACUCCUAAGAGCCACAGGGGGAGUUAGACAAAAUAAGUAUCAACUCAAAGUAACAACCGAACAUGGUACUAGCACUAACCGUGACCUCGAAAAAGCAACUGAACGAAUUGAGGAUCUAGAAUCCAAGCUCCAAGUCUGGGAGCGGGCUCGAGACAAUGAAAGAAAACCCCACCAGGGCGCGCUACAUGAAUUAAAAGAAGCCAAAGAGCGCAAAUUCAAUGCCCGAUCAGACACUUUUCGGCCAGGAGCUACGACACCAGUAGCCUCCUUUGCCCACUUGCGGACUGACGGGGACCCGAGUGACCAAGUUAAAAGGUCUUCCUCCCCUCAGCUUCCUCCGCCGUCAAGGGACCACUAUCCGCGAGGUCCCUCUGACAGAGACCUGGACAAAAUCGCUCGAAACAUAACCCGUUUUGAACCAAAACCAGGCGGUAAAAAUGAUGCCCGAGAGUAUCUAAAUGACAUAGAGUUCUAUCUGAGGACAUUCCCUAAUGCCACAGUUGAGGAUAGAAUCUAUCUAAUUAAAGGGACCGCUAGUCAAAAAGUCAGCAAGUUCAUCGAGCGACAACCUCGCCAAAUCAGAGGAAGCUUUGAAGCCCUCAGCCAAGCACUGAUAGAUGAAUAUAAAAGCUACACAGUAAAGACAGGCCUAACUGCCGCUUUAGCUGUCAAACAAGGGAGACAAGAAUCUCCCCACGAGUACUACGAGAGGCUUCACGAAGCCUACUUCGGGUCCAAAAAUGAAACUGAAAUGAAGGAAGACAAUCAGUCAACACUAAAAUGGCCGCGAAUGGAAGCUUUGACUCAACGAGACAACUUCUUAUGUUCCUUGACAAACCUGAAAGGACACGAGUCCUGCCCACAGGUCACAAGCGGCAUUAAACUUGAGGACACUCACUUUGAUGAUGUGGUCUUGGCCCUCUGGGCCGACAAAUCGGCAAUCAGCCGAGAACUGUAUGAGUCAUUGUCACAGAAAGAUCCAAACAUUCACUUUGUGCAGAAACCUUUCCGUUUUCCUUCAGACCCCGUACCCCAGUCAACAUGGACUGCAGAGGGGGUCUGCGCUUUAAAGGUGCAAUGGAACCAGAGGAACUUGACUCAUCUCUUUCUGGUCAUUCCUGAUCUGCCACACCAAGUCUACAUAGGCGGCGAUGUGCUCGCAAGAUUAGACGUCCAGGUGGACAUGAUCAAUAACGUCUUAUGGUCACUGGUAAAGGGCCAAAAUGACGACAUCACUUACAGCCCUGAGAACAUGAAGUCAGGACAAACUAUCCCGGAAGCUUGCCAAGUCAUAAACGAACAUCACAUGGUUGUGCCGGCCAAAACCAAAAACGUCGCCAUAACCUUGAACGUAAAAUCCGGCCAACAUCUCGGCCAUUCACAAGGCUUCUUCCAACCUUCUCCUUUGUUCUGCAAAUUAGGACUAUCUCUUGAAGCAACACCUUGCUGAGUCUGCGCUCCAGGUCAACCCACCUGCUGGUGCAUAACACCACCACAGAAGAGAUACUGAUUCCAAAAUCCACUCCUUUUGGGUGGAUGAUCAGCACCAAGUUUCAUGACUUCGAGCUGAGAAUCCCAAUGAUAGGGCCUAUACCUCCCACUUUGCUCCAUGACCACUUGGAUGGAGGUGUUGUGUACACUAAACCUUCAAGGGCUAUCGCCCUAUUCCCAUCCUUAAGACUCACUAGCGACACACCUGUCGCAUUGACCUUGCUAAUCGCAAAGAAAUGGUCACACAAAACGUUAACACCUUGUCACUUGACUCAUCGCAGGGUGCUGAAUCUUUUCCCAGCCCUCCCACCCCUGUGAUUCAUGUUGUCACUCGAGCUCAGGCAGCGGACAGCCUCU